UGGGCUAUGAACGACACGCCGUGAUUGUCAAACUUCAAGUUAGCCCGACUGCUGGUGCCCCUAACCAUGCAUUACAGUGCCUAUGUAAGAAGCCUGGAUGUAUAUGUUUGUUAUGAAAGCGCCCGAAUAUAAUACCUUCCUCCAGUUAGGAUUGGGACAAGCGUUUGCUUUCAGUUUCCCCAUAGGCCUUGCCUACGCUUAGCGGCCAGGAACCCCAUAGUUUAGAUCGCGAAUUCAAAACUCUUUCAGGGAAUAACGGCUGUUGCGGUCGCUCCUGCGAAUGUCGUCGCUUCAUGGUACCAGGACAAGCUUCGACCCGCUCUCGGUGGGCGGAGAUGACCGGGAUGAGGCCUUUACAACCGUCUUUGAUUCCGGUUCCCAACCAGCUGUCCCACCCGCUGCUGUAACAGCUCGCCGUGAUGCUAAUCCUGUCAGCAGCAGCAGCCCCUCGCAUCCAAAGCCAGCGGCCACCGUUUCAGCAUCACCAACCGCCAGCUACACAGCCGCCGGCAGCGCACCUCUCACCUCCUCUGCUUUUCCGUACGACAGCUUCUUGUCGGCAAACAGCGGUCAUAUGUCGUACAUGACUGCGUCACAUGGCUCAGCAGCUGCUGCCGUACCAGAUACCACCGCUCCUCCUCCUUUUUCUUCCCCUUCUCCUCCAUCUACGGUGACGGGCCCAUUAACUCGGAUGAUGCCUCAUCGGCCUUCGGGUAGCAGCGGCGACAGCGGCAGUGGCGGUGUUCCCAUGGGCGCGGCGUACGGCAGCAGCAACCCUUUCGGAUCCAGCGACGUGGGAAGCGCAGGGGAAUUUCGGCAACAACCCCUGAAGCCUUCUGCUGCGGAUGUAAAGGCGGUGUCUGCAGUGAACAGCCGCAAUCCCUUCACCGCCACCGCUGUUGACUUGGGGCCUCUGAGCUUUGGCGACACCGUUGUUAGCGGUGGCGCCGGCAGCGGCGGCAGCGCUGAUACGAAUACGGCAUUCUCCAUGCCGCUUGAUCUGUACGACACACCUGACGCUACCUUUACCUCGGGAGGUGUUGGCAGUGGUGCUGUUGGCAGUAGCAUUCCUGCUGUUGCGACUGCCGUACACUACCCAGAUCUCCCAGCUGCCGCCGCCAGCACUGCCGCCAGAGAUCCCCUGGACCCUCUGAACGAUGCUAUCGCUCCGCCACCACUGCCGACGGCACCCUCUGCCUUUGCUGCCGCUCGCCAGCAACAACAACAGCAGCAGCAGCCGUCGCAGCUACCGCCAUUGUACGACUUCACCCGGGAAUUCAGUACGGCAGCUCUUCCCGUCAGCGAGGGCCCUAUGUCGAUGCUAUCAGCGGGAUCCGUGAUCGGAUCUGGCAGUCUACCAUCCAUGAUGCCGCCGCCGCCACCGUCGCCGUUGUCACAACCGUCAUAUGACGACACAACUGCCAUGACGGCCGCCGCCGCCGCCGCCUCGUCGGCGACUGGCGGCGCGGGGCCUUCGGGAUCCGCCCGGGCAUCGAUCAGUGGCGGCGGCGGCGGCGGAGGGCUUAUGUCGUACUCCGCCGCCUCAUUGCUUAGUAAUACGGUUUCCGUACAUUCCCCGCGCAAGGCAGUGGGCCCCUCACGCAUCCCGGGUCUAUCCGAGCCGUACAUCGUGUACGUGGUUACCUUCCGCGGCGCCUGCAGCUCCGAAACCAGUGUGGAGCGGCGCUUCCGGGAUGUGGUGGCGCUGGGGGAGCUGCUGGUGGCGCUGCACCCCGGCUGCUUCCUGCCCCCCCGGCCGCCCCGCAACGCCCUGGAGGGUCGCCGCAUGCAGCCGGGUUUCGUAGAGGAGAGGCGGGCGGGAAUCGAGCGCUUCCUGCGCAGGCUGGUGGUGCACCCCGUGUUGGGCCCCUCGGAGGCUACACAGGUGUGGCUGCGCGCCCCCACCUCCGACCUGCGCUCAUGGCCCCAGUGGACGCAGCUGCGACCCGCGGGUCACAACCCCGGGCUGGCGCGAUCCACCGUACGACUGCUGGUGCAGGUUGUGGGUCGCGAGGGGGUGGUCCCGCGCGACCCGCAGCAGGUGACACGGCCCGCUGCGGAGGCGGGGGACGUGCUGCGGCUGCUGCAUGAGCGGGCAGCGCAGAUGCGGGGCGUGUUGGGCAGGGUGCAGCCCUCCCCCUCGGAGGAGCGACUGCGGCAGGAGACUGCUACGAUGCAGGACCGCUCCGAAGCCCUGCUGGCCCUCAGUCGCCGUGCUGAUCACCUAGUGGGCCGGGCAGCCAAGAUGGCGGCAGUCGGCGGCGACUUGGCGGCGGCACUGGGGGCGCUGGCGGAGGCAGAUGGUACGGCAGCGGCGACGGCGGCGGCGGGAUCGUCAGCGGCAGCGGCAGCGGCGGCGCUGCGUGCAGCAUCAGAUGGCUGUGGCAAGGUGGGGAAAUUGUACGGCAUCGCCGCCGACGCCGCCGCCAAGCACCUGACGCCACUGCACGACUGGCUGGCGGCGGCGCCGGGUGCGAGUACAGCACUGGCGGCGCGGGAGGGCUGUCUGCUGACGCUGGCGACGCUAGAGGCGGAUGAGGCGGCGGCGCGGAGGCGGCUGGCGGAGGCGGAGGGGAGGGCCGCCGCCGCCAACGCGGGCCCGGCGGCGGUACGGAAGGUGGAGUCCGCACAGCACCAGGUAGCCCAGCUGGCGGCGGCGGUGGCGGCUGCACGACAAGAGUACGAACGAGUGGGGGCGCGCAAUACGGCAGAGCUGGCGGCGUUUAAAACCCAGAUGAGUCGGGAGCUGUCGGACGCCGUUCGGGAGUUUGUUGUCGUACAAAUGGCGGCGGCGCAAAAGGCCCAUGAGGUGUGGCACGAGACGGCAGCGACGUUGGUGACCGUUGCGGCGGCGGCGGCGACGGCGAGGUGACGAGUGUGAGAGGAUGAUGGCGACGGCGAGUGUGACGACGGAUGACGAGUGGUUGGCGACGGCGAGUGUGGCGGCGGCGACGAAGGGUGAAUGUGAGUGUGACGAGUCGUCGGCGGCGACGCGGUUCGGCGGAAAUGCCAAUGGAGGUCGCUUCGUCGGGUUUCAUUGUAGCAGCUUCCAGGCAGUCAUGCCGUUGCGGUCUUUAAGCCUUGGCUUUUAAGCCUUGGCUUUCAGUGCUAGUGGUUGGUUCUUGGAAAAGCAAUUACCUUUUGUAACUUUUGAGGACUUCACUUCUAUUGACGGUUGUCAGAAAUACAUGUUUUUGUUUCGAAGCCCUUUCAAGAGGUAGCAAAUGGUGUAGGUGUCAUCCCCCAUUGAAUGUAUGCGUAUAUGGAGAUGUAUGAAUAUGCUAGUGAUGUUUCAGACUACAUUGUUGGCCUACCCUAUCACCUCCAUGCAGCACAGUGUAGCCUAUGUGUUUUUCAGAUCAGGCGAAAUCCUAGUUAGGCCAUGCGUGGUAACUGAACUGCGACAUGGCCAUGUACGAAGUACCGGCAGUGGGCUAGGAGCCGCCUAACCAACAAAGCAAAUUGUUGGAUACCUGGAACUUCAAAUAAGCACUGGCUUUUUAUGCCUGCUGGCGUCCCGCCUCUUCCCUGUAACUAUGCUUAAAUCA
Messenger RNA from Astrephomene gubernaculifera, 3548 nucleotides. The record is from the annotation of a GenBank genome assembly. Lineage: Eukaryota; Viridiplantae; Chlorophyta; Chlorophyceae; Chlamydomonadales; Astrephomenaceae.